Messenger RNA from Sander lucioperca (pikeperch), 1243 nucleotides. RefSeq lists its product as uncharacterized. The coding region runs from base 158 to 1075 and encodes 305 amino acids. NCBI's taxonomy places the organism in Eukaryota, Metazoa, Chordata, Actinopteri, Perciformes, Percidae. The transcript has 3 exons. The record is from RefSeq and is a predicted model, not a curated record.
UUGCAUAGCAACACAGUUCUGGAGAAGAUGUUGCAAAGCUCUGUGAAUUUCAAAUUUAUACGAAAGAAAAACGUCUAGGCUAGUUGGUGCAGCUACAUAGAAGAAAGAAGACAUUUCAAUUACUUGUUAACUGAGGAAUUGGCAAGAAGAUAUCCUGAUGACAAAAUCUGGUCGAAAGAAAUGUCUAAGUUUCUCUCCCUUCAGGAGGAGACGACAGGCAGCAAAAGACAGGAGAUUCUGCAUCAUAUGGAUCAACAGGAUGGUGAAUAAACAGGUGGAGAAGCAUAUGGCAGAGGUGCAUUCAGAACUCCAUCUCAUGCAUCGUGCCCUGAGAGAGGAGAUUUGGGAGCAGCUGAGAGAGCUGGUGGCGGACGGAGUGAGAGACAGAUCCCUACAUUACACCAGGCUGAACCGAGAGCAGAGGGUCACAUCAAAGUGGCAAAGGAUAAUAGAGAAAGACUACAAGGAGAAAACCGAGGACGAAAAAGAUGACGCAAAUUCCCUUAAUCUGGAGACAAUGAGCCUCAACUUCUCUGAAACAUCCUCUGAAAGUGACAGCAUCUUCAUAUUGACGAAACCACCAAAAUAUGAGCAGAGGCCAAGGGAAAGCUUGAUCGUUUUGUUGGACGUCUCCAGUAAUGGGGACACCAGCGACGCCUCUAAUGAUACCGACACCAGCUCACAAACAGAUAAUUGGGAACCAGAGAAAAGCCGACAGAUUUCACCAGGUGUUGCCACUGUUGCUGACACCAGCCAGUUGAUGAAGGAAUCAGAUGAGAAAGAAAGCUCAAGGAAUCCUUUUCAUGCAAACAACAGCUUCACGCCCGAGGAACAAAGAUGCGAGGAGACGUGGGUCAGAGUAAAUGGAACAAAAGAGGAGGAGACGUUGCCGACGGAAAGACAUUGGAAGGAAUGGAUGGACAAGCAGGAAAUGAGAGGAAACCAUAACAACAUAAAGCCAGUUGACCAACAGAACACAAAAAAAUCAGGGAGGGGCCGGGGCAGCACCUCCCUUAUCACAGAAACGUGUGAUGCUGCAAGACAUGAAAGAAGUGGACACCGUGAAAAAAAUUAAGACAUAUUUCUCUGAUCUAUUCAAUCCUCAUACAUCUUAUAAAUGGAAGAGAUUCGAAGAUGAGGAUUGACCCACUCCACAGAAAAACAGAAACGGAAAAAAAUCAUUUAUCUUUUUGCCAUGCUUUAUAAGUUUUAUUCAGUAAAUAAAAAAAGAAAUUGUGCAUAA